AUGGAUCCGUAUGCAAAUGCGAAGUGUGGCAAACUAAGACUUAAAGGCGAAAAGGACAAACCAAAGAAGCGAAAGCACAAGGCAUCUAAAGAUGGUUCUUCACGUCCAUCCAAAGUUACAAAGUCAGCUUUCAAUGAGGACCUCGAAGCACAUGCCGGCUGGUGGGAAAUUUCAAAAUUUGUCGAUAUUAUUGGUCCAGUGGCUAUUCAAAUGACUGGCUUAGCACAAUCACACGACACCUCGACUGCAACAGAGAAUGAUCAUCCCAAUCCUUUUCCUUCCGCUUACUACCUUUCAGCGUCAGAUGAUGGUUUCAUUAAUCUUGGACCACCUCGCAAAUCGGGUGAAGCGCCUGCACCGGAGGAAAUUUUCACAGCCGUUAAAGUUUCUGACACCAAAGUUGCUUUCAAAACAGGUUACGAUAAAUACAUUACAGCGGAUACAGGAGCGGAAAAUAUAAUUACCGCUGCAGCGGACGCUAUUGGCCCUCGUGAACAGUUUGAACCCAUCUUUCAGGACGCUAAAACAGCUCUUCUGGGUUUCAAUAAUUGUUUCUUAUCGGUUGAUCCAGUGUCAGACAGGGCUAUUUGUCGAGCACAAAAAGCUGGACCUACAGAAAUGGUUGUUGUGCGAUCGAAUAAGGAUCUGACACAUAAUCCCCUCUAUGACUUGCCCGAAGAAGAACGGCAUGGCACUAAGAAGGCGGAGCUACUAUAUGUGCGUAAAUUCCAGAGUUGGCAAGACAAGAAGAUCCGACUCACUCGUGAAGAUACAGUUGCCUUGAAGGAGGCCAAACGCGACGGCAAUCUUCAUGAAACCAUGCUGGAUAGGCGUGAGAAGAUGAAAUCCGACCGCUAUUGUAAAUAA
This is a messenger RNA of Rodentolepis nana, 867 nucleotides long. NCBI's taxonomy places the organism in Eukaryota, Metazoa, Platyhelminthes, Cestoda, Cyclophyllidea, Hymenolepididae. The record is from the annotation of a GenBank genome assembly.